Messenger RNA from Laetiporus sulphureus 93-53, 729 nucleotides. RefSeq lists its product as uncharacterized. The coding region runs from base 1 to 729 and encodes 242 amino acids. The transcript is spliced from 6 exons. Lineage: Eukaryota; Fungi; Basidiomycota; Agaricomycetes; Polyporales; Laetiporaceae. The record is from RefSeq and is a predicted model, not a curated record.
AUGCACAAAACUGCACCUGACACGACUUGGGCACUUCUUCAUGUGUUGGUGUCGAUCAAGCUCAAGCCACAGAGCAUGAUGCACACCAUCUAUGCUCAGGUCAACAAUGUCUCUGUGCUGCUCUCAUUCUAUCGAGCAAAGUGGACCGAUGGGGAGCUAAGCCACCUCUCUGACGAGGAGGUGUGCCCGCCUUCAGAUGCAUGCUCUGUGAUUCACCUCCCAUUCCCAAGCUCGCCACCGAGCACAGCGACAAUGAUGAAUGUGCUUGCACCAUUUAUCACAUUCCUGGAGGGCUUGUUGCAGCUGCCUGUGCCUCUCAUGCUCAUUGCUGUGAGGGCGCAGCUUGCACCACUGCCUCAUGUAUAUGCUGAGCACCAUGCAUCUGGUCCUGUUUCAUCAUCUUCCAGUGCCACCAGCCAGACUUCAACCUCUAUGUACAAGGAGCUCAUCCUGCUUCUCAUGCAUCCAUGCAAGAUCCUUAUCGCUUUUGAUGGUGCUAUGCCAGAUCUCAUCACCCGAGGCUCAUGGAAUGCAUACAUGCUGCAUGUGCUCAGCAUCGAGCACAUCAUCUCUGUGGUUCGUCCAAGCAACAGCCUGCACGGGCAUGCCUCACCCAUAAUUGAGAAGCGUAAGGGCUGGAUCAAGGUGCUGGAAGUACAGGCUGCGGGUGAUGGGAUUGCAAGCGAGCCAUGGGCCCUGAUAUAUACACAUUGGACAUUUCAAAAAUGA